Messenger RNA from Branchiostoma belcheri (Belcher's lancelet), 1384 nucleotides. RefSeq names its product collagen alpha-2(I) chain-like. The record is from RefSeq and is a predicted model, not a curated record. The coding region runs from base 58 to 1104 and encodes 348 amino acids. Lineage: Eukaryota; Metazoa; Chordata; Leptocardii; Amphioxiformes; Branchiostomatidae. The transcript is spliced from 6 exons.
UCCAGAAUUCAGAGUGAUUCAGUAAACGUUCAACGGUCGUGGAUAACGUGCAAAAACAUGACCGUGGAAAAGCAGAGUCCGUUCCUGUCCGGUGGACCGACCCGCCGGGACCGUCUCCCCGUGUUGGUCGGGCCGCUGGUCGGCGUCCUGGCCGCCCUGGUGUGCGGGAUCAGCGUGCUGACGGGGGUGGUGGUGGUGCACAACAUGCAGCAGGAGCUGACCGCUGCUAGAGAACGUCUGGCUGUUCUGGAGAACCUCCAUGGCUUUGUCGGCGAGGACGUGGCCGACGACCUGUCUGAGAACGGCGGUUUGAUGACGCCAGACGACGGGGACCAUGGUUCCGUGCGAGUGAAGAGAGACGGAGCUGUGCUGAGCGGGAUUUGCCAGCAGGGACCGCCUGGUCCCGCGGGAAGGGACGGGGUAGCCGGGCGGGACGGACGGGACGGAGUCCAAGGACCGGCCGGACCGAGCGGACCGGUCGGCUUACGGGGUCCAGCCGGGAACAGAGGAGACACAGGACCGCCCGGAAGAGACGGGGCGCCAGGCGCAGGAGGAAGUGUGUACAUCCGAUGGGGGAGGAAGACUUGUGCUAAUAACACCGGAGCAGAGUUGGUGUACUCGGGUGUGGCUGGAGGCACACAUUACACUCAGCCAGGCGGCGGGACCAACUACCAGUGUCUGCCGACCAACCCACAGUGGGGACUGUACCAAGAUGGAGUCCAGGGGUGGAAGGCUUACAUGUACGGCGCUGAGUACGAGUUGAACACAAACGUCCCGUUCGGCUCCACCUCCCUUAACGAUGACAACGUCCCGUGUGCGGUCUGCUACGUCCCAACCCGCGGCAGUAAGUUAAUGAUCCCCGCCCGUAACACCUGUUAUAGCGGCUGGACCCGCGAGUACCGUGGCUACCUCAUGGCUUCACACUACAGCCACGCCGGGUCUAAAGAGUACGUCUGUGUGGAUGAACAGCCUGAGGCCGUACCUGGCGGACACGCCAACCAUGACGGAGCGCUGUUCUACCCCGUGGAAGCCGGCUGUGGGUCCCUUCCGUGUCCCCGCUACGUGAACGGGAGGGAACUCACCUGUGUCGUCUGCACAAAGUAGACCAUUUAUUCUGCCAUUGAUAACGCGUUAUUUCUUCCAAUGAACCACACAACUCAUCCGAUGUGUACUUGUUGAGCAAAACAGACCAAAGCCUCGGUCACAACCCGCCGUGCGUGUUUUUUGUCCGUACGUUUUAUUGGGAGGCCACGUCUGCUACGUUUUUCUGAAAACGUAGGGAAGGACUGGCAUGAGCAGUUCGUCAACGCACGUCAAUGGCACGUUUGCGCAAGGUGUACGUAUGUGGUCUGCGCGCCACGCCUGGUCGUGAGCGGUUGCGUGC